Messenger RNA from Bursaphelenchus xylophilus (pine wood nematode), 1845 nucleotides. The record is from the annotation of a GenBank genome assembly. NCBI's taxonomy places the organism in Eukaryota, Metazoa, Nematoda, Chromadorea, Rhabditida, Aphelenchoididae.
AUGCGGCUGAACCCUGAAGUUGCGGUAAAAUUUGUUGAGUUUUAUGUGAAAAAUAGUAAACUCUUUCAAGAACAAGAUGAGCAGGAAGAUUUCGGAAUUUAUGCCAGAAAGGGCUAUCGGGAGGACAGAAUCGAGCAACUCAACUUUCAACGUGCCAAGUUUAUAUUCGUGAGUUUCUUUUGCAUUCUUUUCUUGAAAAAUCGACUGCGUGAAAAUUGUUCGAGGUGAAGUCGAUCGGUUUUGUCUUUUUUAGCUCUUUUUUUGUGUUUGUAAAGUCGGGAUUCUCAAGGAUCCAUUAUCCAACUUCGUAUAGCUGUUUUACCUCGUUCCUCAAAAAUUUUUGUAUUUGGUUACCUAAAAUAAUGUUUUUCCUUUGUUUGAUGACGGGUUUAUGUUGAGUUUGACCCAGUAUACGGGUAGAUGAAGCUUCCUUGGCAUCUGAUUAUAACACUUUUUCGAUUUAUCCAUCCAUCCCCGCUAUACGUUAGAUAUUACCUUCAUUAUUACCUAAAGUAGUAUCAGAUGUAAUUUAUUUUUUUCCAGGGGAUCUCAAGGUUUUAUCGUGGAAGAUUGAGGAAGUCUUUGGAGAGCCUAAGGAUUGAAAUCUACACCCAUCAUGAAUUCCCCGACUACGUGGUUUGUUCUCACGGUUCUUCUCGGAUUUUCUGUGUCCUCUUGGCUCAAUUCGUCGAUUUUUAUCUUCAUGUCCGCUUUAUUCCUGGGUACGUCCAUGUCUGUGAGGAAUCAUUGGUUCGCGUGUGUGUUAUUCGAUCGAACGCAACUUGCAUCAGAGGUAAGGUAUUGCUUUACAAUUUUAUUCAAUUAUAGGUAAGUUAUGACGAAUCCUUACGUAAAAUUUCUGCGUGAAUAGCUGUUAUAUGAUCCAAUCUAUGACCAAGUGAUCUGUUGUUUAGGAUACCAAAGUGAUUCUUUUGGAGCGUCAGAUGCCCUCAGUAUUCUCUGUCAAUGUACUACCCUGGCUACAAAUCCAGCUGUCCUAAAACAUCUUUGUAGUCCUCUUUCGACCAAUACCUGUAAACUUCGCUAUACCAAGAAUGCCUCGAUGAUAACUGGCGAUUUCUAUACACCAAAGCUUUCGGCGAAUAUUAUAAAGGCUCACGUCAGAGCGGAUAAGGUCAAUUUCUUCCGACGUUUACCACAGUAAGUAAACAAUAUUUUCUAUUUUGCUAGAGGAAAGGCCUUAAUGAGUUGUUUUCAGCAGUAUCUCGCUGAGAAAGAGCGUCCAACAACUCGAUCUUAUGUUAGUCAGCAGAUCUGCGCGAGCCUACUGUAUAAGGGAUGACAUUGAAGCAAUUUUGCGGGAUUAUUAUCCAUGUCUUCGCGAAAUCAGUUUCAAACUUUAUUGGGUUUCUGUGAGUUUUUAUUUGGUUCGGAUUGGAUUGGCUUCUUUUACUUUAUUUUGGUCAUCCUUUAUCCUUUUUUGAUUUUUUAGGUAAUAAAAAUUUAGUCGAUUUUCUGGAAAAUAAUAAUCCUGAGGACGAUUCACAUUUUUUUUUGAGAUGUUUGCAGAACAGUAAGCCCUACAUCCGUGAUUUUUGCGGCGAAGUUCUCAAACUUUAUAAUGCUGGACUCUAUGUAAAAUUGGGAGUUUUAUGGUCAAGGAGGAAGGAAAGACACGAUUUGGACUUCUUGAUCAAGGCUGGAAGCAAUUUUAUGCCCGACGUUACACCUGAUGAUGUAGCUGAAGAAGAAGGAGCCCUCGUUUUUCGAUAUAAAAUGGACGGCUUGGACAUUCAUUUAGCCGCUGAUCCAAAGGUUCCAGAAAUAGGAUCCGUGUUUUAUAAGAACGUGGAACGAAUGGAUUGUGGAUGUAUGAACAUUUGA